UUUCCCACUCAGGCGCCAGCCAGCCGUCAUCCAUCAUGAACAGUGACGUCACGGAUCGGGAUUGGCCUUCGUCUCGUCACGUGGUUAGUUAAUUCCUCUCUGUGGGCGUUUACGGCGCUCCGAGUAAGAGAGACGAACAUAUAGUAGGGGAUUGGAAAAAAGAACUCCAAUGUAAUACCUAGUAUGUUAUAAGUCCCCACCGUAAACUCCGGCGAAAUUUAUAGAGCUUUUACCGAAGAGCUCAGAAAAAUUAAUGAUCAUGAGUUCGUUUUUAAUGAACCCCGUUUCUGGAGCUUUGCCGUCGAGUUAUCAGCAAGCUCAGCAUAUAUCAGGUGGUGUUGUUGUCGAUCCGAAAUUUCCGCCUAGUGAAGAGUAUAGUCAGAACAGUUAUAUACCCUCUCCGACCGAGAAUUUUUUCGGGAACCAUCAUUUGAAUCAGCCUCAGCAUCACCUGCAAUAUGGCUACCACAAUCAUCACCAAACUACGUCGUACGGAUCAGGAGGCAUGCCUUUGUCUGGAACGGGAUACGGUAGUUACGGUAAUUAUUAUCAUCAUCAACUGCAUCAUGCACCCCCUAUACAUUCGCACCAGAUUCGACCGCCUAUACUGCACGAGAAUCAACAGAACCUUGUCAAUUGCGGAUCGAUAUCAAACAAUCACAACCAAUCCUCGGUUGGCAAUUCCUCGAACAUUUUACAAAGUAUUUCGGACAUUUCGACUAAUGUUUCGCAACCCAGUGAUGUGAACUCUAGUGUGUGUAGUCCUGCUUCCGUGGGCCAUGGACAAGAAUCGAGGGGAUCGCCCCCCGGACACUCGUUGCAGGAAUUAGGACUCAGAUUAGAGGAUAAUGUGUCUGAUGAACCUGACGAUAUAGACGAUCAGGGUAGUUCUACAAACAAUGACGAAGAAGAGGAUGAUGAUGCGGAUGGUGAUAGGCAGAUUUACCCCUGGAUGAAGAAAGUUCACGUUGCAGGAGCAUGUAAGUACCUGAGUUUGGUUUUUGAAUUGGCAGAUACGAAAUUAAAGAACAAAUAUUUGUUGUAUCUUAAGGAAGCCAAAAAAUAUAUAUUACUUAUUAAUAAUAUAUUGAGGACUACUAUUCCUAUUAAUUUACAAUUUACCUAUCAUGAAUUCUUCACCCGCUUUGACGUCUUUUUGUUAUUAAAUACCUAG
Messenger RNA from Diabrotica virgifera virgifera (western corn rootworm), 1174 nucleotides. Its product is annotated as homeobox protein Hox-C4a-like. Gene Ontology annotation, biological process: regulation of transcription by RNA polymerase II; anterior/posterior pattern specification. Gene Ontology annotation, molecular function: RNA polymerase II cis-regulatory region sequence-specific DNA binding; DNA-binding transcription factor activity, RNA polymerase II-specific. Lineage: Eukaryota; Metazoa; Arthropoda; Insecta; Coleoptera; Chrysomelidae. The transcript has a single exon. The coding region runs from base 254 to 1174 and encodes 306 amino acids. Gene Ontology annotation, cellular component: nucleus. The record is from RefSeq and is a predicted model, not a curated record.